Molecule: messenger RNA, 14054 nt
Organism: Oncorhynchus mykiss (rainbow trout)
Lineage: Eukaryota; Metazoa; Chordata; Actinopteri; Salmoniformes; Salmonidae
Source: RefSeq, a predicted model, not a curated record
GGGAGAGCGAGAGCGAGAGAGAGAGAGAACCACCCAAACUCCCCAAACCACCCAAUCAAGUGCAAUAUGAGAAUGUAGAGCCUAUCUGCCUGAGAGAGGAGGAGUUUCAUAAACACACUGGAGAGAGAGAGGACAGGAGAGAGGACCGUAAGAGAGGACAGGAAGAGAGGACAGGUAGGGGGACAGGUGAGAGGACUGGGGAGGGAACAGGUGAGAGGACAAGUGAGAUGACAGGAAGAAAUUAAGAGACAAAGAAGGAAAGGAACUCUUCAAACUGUCACAAUCAGUUUUCUUCGCAAAGAGAGAAGACAAAUUCUCCUCAAAUUCAGCCCAAACUCUACUACUUUCUAAGCUGUUUCUGGGAAACCUAAGGAAGAAAAGAGAGAAGACACUGGAAAGAAGACACACAGGAUAGAAGAGACACAGGAGAGGAGAGAAAGAGAGCCCUGAACUCACAGGAGAGUUAAGUGUCUCUAACAACAAGAAAACAAGCAGCUCACUGUCUAACUCGCCUACCCGGAGAGAAGGAAUACUCUGCACGUCUCUGUCUGAGGAACACGUAAGAGAGGGAAGAAACAGAGGAAUACAACAAGAUAAAUGAAGGAGUGAAGAGCGGGAUUCAAACUAAUCAAACCUGCUGACGACAAGAAAAAGAAGAGUGGAAGAAGAGAGAGAUAACAUCGCAUCGAACCACUUGGAAAACAUGGAAAGGAGGGAAUGUACAUUUAUGCGUACAAGGAACUCAUAGAAGGAAGAGAAAGAUAAAGCAAUUCCAGUUUUGAGAAAUGCUGUUGUACUGGAGUCAACUGUAGUGCAGGAUCUGUAUGUGUCUGUCCAGCCUCCACACUGCCUAGAACGUCUGUCCAGCCUCCACACUGCCUAGAACGUCUGUCCAGCUUCCACACUGCCUAGAACGUCUGUCCAGCCUCCACACUGCCUAGAACGUCUGUCCAGCCUCCACACUGCCUAGAACGUCUGUCCAGCCUCCACACUGACUAGAACGUCUGUCCAGCCUCCACACUGCCUAGAACGUCUGUCCAGCCUCCACAUUGCCUAGAACGUCUGUCCAGCUUCCACACUGCCUAGAACGUCUGUCCAGCCUCCACACUGCCUAGAACGUCUGUCCAGCCUCCACACUGCCUAGAACGUCUGAUUGGGGAUUUGGUAUUUAGACUGCAGAGUUGAAACCGCCACUCUGUCUGUUAACCAGGUCACUGCUGUUCUGUAUAUGAGAAUAUGUCCUCAGUGUCUAAAACUGUCUAACAGAGUUUAAUGAUUAAAUGAAUGAAAAUACGACAAUACAAUGUCUCAGGAGGAUGGUAGGAGUGUCGGGAGCGCGGGGAGCGCGGGGGCGGACAGCGAGUCGGACCACAAUGAACACCAGACCACUAUCCAGAACCAGACCUACGGUCAGGACCAAGACCAGGAUCCAGACCAGGUAUUAGAGGAUGUGAUUGUAGUACUGGACCGGAUGGCCAGUCUCUCUGUGGACAUGUUUGAGCCCAGCGACUUCAAGGGAAGGUUCACUAAGAUCAAGUCCAGAUCCAGGAAGAAAACCCAGAUCAUCAGAGCCUCUCCGGUGGGCUUAAAGCCACCCCUCCACCCCACCAGCGGUCCCUCGUCAGAGAGGAAGGGUCCCGUCGCCAUGGUGCCCGUUACUGUGGACCCCGAGAGCAAGCCAGGGGAGUUCGUCCUCAAGAGUCUGUUCGCUAACUUCACCUCCGUCUCCGAGAGGAAGAUACGCAUCAUCAUGGCCGAACCACUGGAGAAGCCUCUCAACAAGUCACUACAGAGAGGAGAGGAUCUACAGUUUGACCAGUUAAUCAGUACAAUGAGUUCUCUGGCUGAGUACUGUCUCCCCUCCAUUCUGAAGACACUGUUUGACUGGUAUAAACGACAAAAUGGACUAGAGGACGAGAGUCAUGAAUACAGACCCAGGGCCAAUACCAAGUCCAAGAGUGAUGAGCAGCAGAAGGACUACUUGCUGGAGAGGAGGGAUCUGGCCAUAGACUUCAUCUUCUCCCUGGUGCUCAUAGAAGUACUCAAACAGAUCCCACUCCAUCCUCUGAUGGAUGGGUUGAUUCAGGAAGUUAUUAACCUGGCUUUCAAACACUUCAAGUACAAGGAGGGCUACCUCGGUCCCAACACAGGGAACAUGCACAUGGUGGCUGACCUCUAUGCUGAGGUGGUGGGGGUCGUCGCACAGUCCAGGUUCCCUGCUGUGAGGAAGAAGUUCAUCUCUGAGCUGAAGGAGUUGAGACAGAAGGAACAGAACCACUAUGUGUUCCAGUCUACCAUCAGCCUCAUCAUGGGAGUCAAGUUCUUCAGGAUUAAGAUGUACCCCGUGGAGGACUUCGAGGCCUCCUUCCAGUUCAUGCAGGAGUGUGCCCAGUAUUUCCUGGAGGUGAAGGAUAAGGACAUUAAACAUUCUCUGGCUGGACUCUUCGUAGAGAUACUGGUUCCUGUAGCUGCAACGGUGAAGAACGAGGUGAAUGUUCCGUGUCUGAGGAACUUUGUAGAAAGUCUGUAUGACACUACGCUGGACCUGUCCUCUAGGAAGAAACACUCUCUGGCUCUGUUUCCAUUGGUUACCUGUCUGCUGUGUGUCAGUCAGAAGCAGCUCUUCCUCAACAGAUGGCACAUCUUCCUCAACAACUGUCUCUCCAACCUCAAGAAUAAGGAUCCCAAGAUGGCCCGUGUGGCUCUGGAGGCUCUCUACCGGCUCCUCUGGGUCUAUAUGAUCAGGAUCAAGUGUGAGAGCAACACCGGAACACAGAGUCGUCUGACGUCCAUCACCACCACUCUGUUCCCUAAGGGCAGUCGUAGUGUCGUACCCAGAGACAUGCCACUCAACAUCUUUGUCAAGAUCAUACAAUUUAUAGCCCAGGAAAGACUCGAUUUUGCCAUGAAGGAGAUCAUCUUUGACCUGCUGUGUGUCGGGAAGCCUGCCAAAGCGUUCAGUCUCAACCCAGAGCGUAUGAACAUAGGUCUGAGGGCCUUCCUGGUGAUAGCUGAUGCCCUGCAGCAGAAGGACGGGGAGCCUCCCAUGCCCAACACUGGAGCCACUCUGCCCUCUGGAAACUCUCUGAAGAAGAAGAAGACUUACCUCAGCAAGACGCUCACUGAGGACGAAGCCCAACUCAUAGGUAUGUCUCUGUACUACUCCCAGGUGCGUAAGGCCAUAGACAACAUCCUGAGACACUUGGACAAGGAGGUGGGCCGCUGUAUGAUGCUCACUAACGUACAGAUGCUCAACAAGGAACCAGAGGACAUGAUCACAGGGGAGAGGAAGCCUAAGAUAGAUCUGUUCAGGACGUGUGUGGCAGCUAUUCCUCGUAUCCUCCCUGACAGCAUGUCCAAACCUGAACUCAUAGACCUUUUGUCACGCCUGACUGUCCACAUGGACGACGAGCUCCGCCUCAUCUCCCAGAAUUCCUUGCAGAGCCUGCUGCUGGAUUUCUCUGAUUGGAGGGAGGACGUCCUGUUUGGAUAUACACACUUCCUGCUCCGAGAGGUUCAGGACACACACCAGGGUCUGCAGGACUCCUCCAUCAAACUACUGCUGCAACUGCUCACACAGUGGAGACUCACACUGCAGGUCCCUGGGAACAAACGGGCUGCUGAGGCCAGUCCCAGACUACCAGACCGUAGUCCUCACUGCUCAGUGCUUCAUGCUGUAGAAGGCCUGGCUCUGCUGCUCCUCUGCUCCUGUCAGACCAGCACACGCAAACUGGCUGUGUCUGUUCUCAGAGAAAUACGCAUUCUCUUCAAUACUAUAGGACACGCAGAGGAUGAUGACAAGCCUAUGAUAGAGGUGAUGGACCAGCUCAGUCCUGCUGUUAUGGACAGCUUUGUACACGUGGCUGUGUCCGACUCUUCCACCCUCCCUCUCAGCCACCACGUGGACCUACAGUGGUUGGUGGAGUGGACAGCCAGACUGGUGAGCAGUGCCUACGAUGUGAAGAGUCCCAGCCAUGUAUGGAUCUAUGCCCAGUGUGUCAAAGACCCCUGGGUACUCUGUCUGCACAGCUUCCUGCGCCAGGAACACCUCCCCAAACUCUGCCCUACCGCUCUCAGCUACGCCUGGCCCUACGCAUUCACCAGGCUACAGCUGCUGCUGCCGCUGGUUGACCCCAACAGUCCAGUGAAUGCUAAGAAGACCUCGUCGGCGGGCUCCAGUGACAGCUCCAUCUCUCUGUGGCGGAACUACCUGAUCCUGUGUCUGGGCGUGGCCAAACCCAGCAUCAUGUCACCUGGGCACCUGAGAGCCUCCACACCUGAAAUCACUGCUACCACACCUGACGGCAGUGUUACCUACGACAACAAGGUGAUAGGUACUCCGUCAGUGGCGUGGCUCCUGAAACAGCUGGUCCCUCUGAUGAGAGCUGAGAGCAUAGAGAUCACUGAAUGUCUAGUGCUGGGCCUUGGACGCACCAACGCACUGGUGUUCAGAGAAUUAGUGGAGGAGCUCCACCCACUGAUGAAGGAAGCCCUGGAACGGAGACCUGAGAAUAAGAAGCGUCGUGAGAGGAGGGACCUGCUCAGACUGCAGCUUCUCAGAAUCUUUGAACUGCUGGCCGACGCUGGAGUUAUCAGUGACAGUACUAACGGAGCGUUGGAGCGUGACAGCCUGGCGUUAGGAGCUCUGUUCCUGGAGUACGUGGACCUGACCAGGAUGCUGCUGGAAGCCGAGAACGACAAGGAGCUGGACGUCCUCAAAGACAUCAGGGCCCACUUCUCUGGCAUGGUGGCCAACCUCAUACAGUGUGUCCCUGUCCACCACCGGCGUUUCCUGUUCCCCCAGCAGUCUCUGAGGCACCACCUCUUCAUCCUGUUCAGCCAAUGGGCUGGCCCCUUCAGCGUGAUGUUCACGCCCCUCGACCGCUACAGCGACCGCAACCACCAGAUCACCAGAUACCAAUACUGUUCUCUGAAGGCGAUGUCCGCGGUGCUGUGUUGUGGUCCAGUGUUUGACAACGUGGGUCUCUCUACUGAUGGAUAUCUCUACAAAUGGCUGGACAACAUCCUGGCCUGCCACGACAUACGGGUGCACCGUCUGGGCUGUGAGGUGGUGAUUCUGCUGUUAGAGCUGAACCCAGAUCAGGUGAACCUGUUUAACUGGGCUGUAGACCGUUGCUUCACUGGCUCCUACCAACUGGCCUCAGGAUGCUUCAAGGCCAUCGCUACUGUCUGUGGCAGCAGGAACUACCCAUGUGACAUUGUGACUCUGUUGAACCUGGUGCUGUUCAAGUCUUCAGACACCAGCAGAGAGAUAUACGAGAUCUCCAUGCAGCUGAUGCAGGUUCUGGAAGCCAAGCUGUGUGUGUACUCUAAGCGCAUGGUGGAGCAGAAGCCUGGUAACAUUCUGUAUGGGACCCAUGGACCUCUACCUCCUCUCUACAGCGUCUCUCUGUCCUCACUCUCUACACAGCUGGCCUCCAUGUAUCCCGAGCUCACUCUGCCUCUCUUCUCAGAGGUGUCCCAGCGUUUCUCCACCACCCAUCCUAACGGCAGACAGAUCAUGUUGUCCUACCUGCUACCCUGGCUGUCUAACAUAGAGCUGGUGGAUACAGGCCUCCUACCCCCUGCUUCCAGCCCCUGUACCCCAGAAGAGGAGCCCCGUGGUCGGGCACACACCCUGGGUCUCGCCCCUCGGCUCCGGGGGAACGGCUGGGGCUCCCUCCAGGCCAGUUCUCUGGUCCUCAACAACCUCAUGUUCAUGACUGCUAAGUAUGGAGACGAGGUUCCAGGUCCAGAGAUGGAGAACGCGUGGAACGCCCUGGUGUCCAAUGAGAAGUGGAGUAACAACCUGCGUACAGCGCUCCAGUUCCUCAUCAGUCUCUGUGGAGUCAGCUCUGAUACCACGCUGCUGCCCUACAUCAAGAAGGUGGUGAUCUACCUGUGUCGUAACAACACCAUUCAGACCAUGGAGGAGCUGUUGUUUGAGCUGCAGCAGACAGACCCAGUCAACCCCGUGGUUCUGCACUGUGAUAACCCGCCCUUCUACCGCUUCGCAGCCAGUAACAAGAUGUCUGCUCACCACUCAGGCACUACGUCCAGCAGUAACACAGUAGUGGCAGGACAGGAGAACUUCCCAGAGACAGAGGAGUCCAAGCUGGCCAGAGAGAACGAGGAGAGGUGGGUCCCCAUCACCGCACCCUUUGGGUCCAAGGCUCACAACAGACUGGAGUCUCGCUACAGUAACAGCUCAGGCGGUUCCUAUGACGACGAGAAGAACGACCCUCUCCCGCCGUAUGCCGGUUGGCUGAUGAGCGUGUUGGAGACCAAUCGGCCGCAGCCGUUGCCCAUGCCAGUUAACGGAGGUUGCUGGGCGCCACUGGUGGACUACCUUCCUGAAACCAUCACACCUAGGGGACCACUACACAGGUGUAACAUAGCAGUGAUCUUCAUGACAGAGAUGGUGGUGGACCACAGUGUGAGAGAGGACUGGGCCCUUCACCUUCCACUACUGCUGCACGCCCUCUUCCUAGGUCUAGACCACUACAGGCCAGAGGUGUUUGAACACAGCAAGCGUCUCCUCCUCCACCUCCUCAUCGCUUUAUCCUGCAACAACAACUUCCAGGUCAUAGCCUCUGUGCUGCUGCUCACCAGAGAGAUCAGUGACAACAAAACACUCACCAUCAAAUCCAGCUAUCAGCCAGAGUACCAGUACUCAGGUGGUCCUGACUUCCUGCGGGAGUGGCAGGCGUCCCCGGUGGCUGACUCCGGCAUGAGCUCCUCCUCCAACUCUUCUUCUGCCAGUCUUGGCGGCGGCAGCACGGGGGGCAGUGUGGGUAACCUGCCCAUGGUAACCCCCGACGACCUGGAGGACCUAGAGGACACGGCCAGUGAGGCGGACAACAAGACCAACAAACUGAUAGAGUUCCUAACUACCAGUGCCUGGAGUACUGUUCUCUCCAUACUCAGAGCGUUUGGCCCGCUGUGGGUCCACGAAGACAUCACUCCUAAGAACCCCAACUGUAAGAGCUCUGACCAGCUGUCCAACUUCCUCCGACACGUCAUCUCUGUCUUCAAGGAGUCCAAGUCAGAUUUCCACCUUGAACAGCAGUUGAGUGAUGUAGCGUUGCAGACCGCUCUGUGCAGCUCGUCUCGUCACUACGCUGGGCGGAGCUUCCAGAUAUUCAGAGCUCUCAAACAGCCAAUCAACGCUCACGCUGUAUCCGACCUGCUCUCACGAUUGGUGGAGGUGGUGGGAGAGCACGGGGACGAGGUGCAGGGCUAUGUGAUGGAGGUGUUGCUGACUCUAGAAUCCGUGGUGGUGAACCUGGCUGAGUGUCUGAAGAACAGUGAUCUGAUGGCUGCUCUGACCAGGACCUCCUCCCCAGACUUCUUGACCAAUGAGAAGCUUGAGAAGCAGUUUAACAGGAAGAGCACUGGCCAGCUCAACCUGCCGGGGGUGGGGCUUAGCGGGCUCUCAGCCGAACGCAGCCGACACCAGCGGUCCUAUUCUGUACCCAAAAAGUUUGGUGAGAGCGGCAACCAAUCGCACGAUCCGCCUCGCAGCGCUACCCUUGACCGCAUCCAGGCCUGCACCAAUCACGGCCUGGGCCGGCCCGGACGGAGUAUCCACGCCUCCUCGGCGUCGACUAAUCGAAUUGAUCCUAGCGUGCUGUCUGAUCCUGCCCACGUGUCCCAUCCUUCGUCCCUAUUGGCUACCGUGUUCUGGGUGGCGGUGUCACUCAUGGAGUCAGAUUUUGAGUUUGAGUAUCAGAUGUCCCUCAGGCUGGUCCACAAGCUGCUGUCUAAGGUGCCCCUGGACCGGGCGGAGAACCGUGAGCGUUUGGAGAAGCUGCAGGCCCAGCUGAGAUGGAGUGGUUUUUCUGGACUACAACAGCUGUUGUUAAAGGGCUUCACCUCCCAGACGACCUCUGACCUCACCCUGCAACUCUUCUGUCAGCUCACACCUGUCUCACGAGUCCCCGUGGUCGACACAUCACAGGCUAUAGGUUUUCCCCUGAAUGUGCUGUGUCUCUUGCCUCAUCUGGUGCAACACUUUGGCCACCCCACUCAGUUCUGCAAGGAGAGCGCUGAGAGGAUUGCACAGGUAUGUCUGGAGGAGAAGAACACCAAGCUGUCUCACCUGGCCCACGUGAUGACCCUGUAUAAGAACAGGUCGUACACGCGGGACCCCUUCUCCUGGGUCAGCGUCGUGUGUCGCUAUCUCCACGAGGCCUUCGCUGACAUCACGCUCAACAUGGUCACCUACAUGGCUGAGCUCCUGGACAAGGGCCUACCCAGCAUGCAACAGUCAUUGCUCCAGAUCAUCUACUGUCUGUUGAGCCACAUGGACAUGACGGUUGUCCAGGUCAGACAGUUCAACGCUGACGUCCUGAAGACCAUCGAGAAGUUUGUACAGACGGUCCACUGGAAGGAUGCGUUAAACAUUCUGAAGCUGGUGGUGUCUCGGUCAGCCAGUCUGGUCCACCCAGCUUAUAGCCACGCCCACGGUGACCUCUCUAACCUGGAGGUCAGUAGGAUCUGGGACGGAUCAGCCAAGGCCCUGCCCGGCAAGACACUGGACUUCACCUUUGACAUAUCAGAGACUCCAGUGAUCGGGCGGAGGUUUGAUGAGCUGCAGGGGUCAGGGGGUAGAGAGGGGAAGGCCAGGGCUGUGACCCGUAGCACCUCCUCCACCUCCUCUGGUUCUAACUCCAACACCGUCCUAGUGCCUGUCAGCUGGAGGAGACCUCAGUCCUCACAGAAGAGAACUAGAGAGAAGCUGGUGAACGUUCUGUCUCUGUGUGGACAAGAGGUUGGCCUCACCAAAAACCCCUCGGUGAUAUUCUCGUCCUGUGGGGACCUGGACAUGAUGAUGGAGGUUCAGGGGAGCGGCGUGUCUUCGGAGGAGGGAGGAACCAGAGAAGACACGCUGGAUGACACGGCGUCGGAGCAGCAGUUCAGAGUGUUCCGAGACUUUGACUUCCUGGAUGUAGAGCUGGAGGACGGAGAGGAGCUCCAGGGCGAGAGCGUGGAUAACUUUAACUGGGGUGUACGGAGGCGUUCUCUGGACAGCACAGAGCUUGGUGACCUGUUAGAGGAGAGUCAACACUCAGGCAGCACCCCCAGUCUGGGACAAGAAGACCCACAGGACUCUGACCAAUCAUCAGAGGAAGAAGAGUCCUCUACCAGUCAGAGUCUGUCUCACUCACAACUGACUAAUCUCUCUCCGUCAGAGGAGACCAACCACACGGACUCUCUCUCUACGUCGUGCGACACCACAUCAGCCGACCCACAAUCCCUCAACGCCACCACACCAGGUACCAGCCAGGGACCUCCACACGACGAGCAGGGAGGACUACGGGGUGGUGAUGAUGAAGACACCCAGGGGCAGGACGAUGACCUGUCUCUCAGUGUAAACGACCUUCCCCAGGGCCAGGACGAUGACCUGUCUCUCAGUGUGAAUGACCUUCCCCAGGGCCUGGGAUCUGACCUGUCUCUCAGUGUGAAUGACCUUCCCCAGGCCCUGGGAUCUGACUGUUGGGAGGGGGAGAGCUUCACUCUGGACCUGGAACACCACGGUCACCAUGGACACAGCAUGGAGCUCUGUAGACCCCCGCUGGGGUUUCUAGACCCUAGCUGUCUGCCCAGUCUCCGUGAUGACGUGGAUGACCUAGAGGACCUUGGUUUUCCUCCUCCCCCCUCACCGUUCUUCUCCGCCAUCUUGGCUGCGUUCCAACCCACUGUUUGUGACGACGCUGAGGAGGCAUGGCGUUGCCAUAUCAACCAGCUGGUAACCGACUCAGACGGAUCCUGUGCCGUCUAUACUUUCCACGUCUUCUCAUCGCUCUUCCAGAACAUCCAGACUAAGUUCUGUUCCCUGACCAGUGACGCCGCUGGUUACCUAGGAGACGGCCUGAGGGGCAUCGGGUCAAAGUUCGUGAGGUCAUCUGACAUGUUGACAACGUGUUCCGACUGCCCCACGCUCUACGUAGACGCUGAUACGAUCAUCUCCUAUGGUUUACUAGAGAAGAUGAAGUUCAGUGUGUUGGAGCUGCAGGAGUAUCUGGACACCUACAACAACAGAGAAGAGGCCGCUGUCUCAUGGCUGAGGAACUGUAAGGACACGUUUCCCAGAUGCCCUGGCGAUGGCGUGAUUACCUGUCAGCCAGGAGACUCAGAGGAGAAGCAAAUGGAAUCUCUGGCACAACUGGAGCUGUGUCAGCGUCUCUACAAGCUUCACUUCCAGCUGCUCCUCCUCUUCCAGUCCUACUGCAAGCUGAUUGGACAGGUCCAUGCUGUCAGCGCUGUGCCUGAGCUGCUUAACAUGUCUCGAGAGCUGAGUGACCUAAAGACCAGUCUAAGAGCAGCAGAGGCAGCGGUGGCUAGCAACCUGGAACACACACACCUGGCCCACACCCAGACCCAGGCCUCUGCCGCCCUGCCCAACUUCAGCUCCCCCGAGGCAGCCAUACAGGCCAUCCUGGAGUGCCUCAACAACCAGGAGUUCAGCAAGGCCAUACGCUACAUCCACGAGUGCAGGAGGCUGUGGCCUAACGGUGUGUUUGGCGGUGGGUCAGAGAGCGAGGUGCAGACCCUCCUCAAUGUCUAUUUCCGACACCAGACCCUGGGCCAGACGGGGACCAUCGCCCUGGUUGGGUCACGCCAAGACCUCAGCCUUAUCUGUUCCAAGCUGCUGGAGCUCAACGGGGAGAUCCGGGACAUGAUCCGUCGCGCUCAGGGAUACCGGGUGGUCAACACCUACCUCCCCGACUCCUCUGCCUCAGGGACAAGCCUCUGACAGCAGCACAGGAGCCCCCCUCGUACCCCUCAUGCACCCUUAUUAGCCUUGACCCGACAAACCUCAUCCUCCCCGUCACCCCUACUGCCCCUGAUCCCAUCGCAGAUGGUGCUGUUACCCCCGACCAUAACACCACUACCACCAUCUCUACUGCCCCAAACCCAGCCUCACUUCUGGCCUCUCCCUCCAACUCAACCAUAGACUUGUCUCUGCCCUUACUCAUAGACUUCUACUGGCCUCCCCCAGACCUCUCCAGACCCCACUGUGAGUGCACAAACAUACAUCAGGCCUCUCACACGCACUCGUUACAGUGCAUUCCAAACCUCAGCCCUAACACACACACUCCACUCAAUCCAGGUAACACAUUGCCCGACCUUACGCACACACACACAUGUCCUGCUAUCCCACCUCGUGGACCACACCUCCCGUACUCCCCUUACACACAUCCAGAACCAGUCUUAGACACACAAGGUCUGGUCCCUCUCCUUCCUCCUCUUCCUCCUGACCCAGCCCAAGGUGCAGAGGCGGGGUGGGGGUGCUGCUGCGCCAUCGGAGGGGGUGGUACACCCCUGUCCCGUUACCUGGUGAAGGUGGGUCACACCGCCUGGCCCCUACUCAGAGUGGGGGGGCUCCUGAACCCUAAACAACCCUCGGGUGUUCACACCUGAGGGUCAAUAUACCUGAUAGACUCACCUGAUGAUGCUGGUCAUACCUGAUGAUGCUGGCCACACCUGAAGAUUUCAACCACACCUGAUGAUUCUGAACACACCUGAUGCUGACCACACCUGAUGAUGCUGGCCACACUUGAUGCUGACUGUACCUGAAGAUCUCAACCACACCUGAUGAUGCUGGCCACACCUGAAGAUCUCAACCACUCCUGAUGAUGCUGGCCACACCUGAUGAUGCUGACCACACCUGAUGAUGCUGACCACACCUGAUGAUGCUGGCCACACCUGAAGAUCUCAACCACUCCUGAUGAUGCUGGCCACACCUGAUGAUGCUGGCCACACCUGAAGAUCUCAACCACUCCUGAUGAUGCUGGCCACACCUGAAGAUCUUAACCACACCUGAUGAUGCUGGCCACACCUGACGAUCUCAACCACCGCUGAUGAUGCUGGCCACACCUGACGAUCUCAACCACUCCUGAUGAUGCUGGCCACACCUGAAGAUCUCAACCACUCCUGAUGAUGCUGGCCACACCUGAAGAUCUUAACCACUCCUGAUGAUGCUGGCCACACCUGAAGAUCUCAACCACUCCUGAUGAUGCUGGCCACACCUGAAGAUCUUAACCACUCCUGAUGAUGCUGGCCACACCUGAAGAUCUCAACCACUCCUGAUGUUGCUGGCCACACCUGAAGAUCUCAACCACUCCUGAUGAUGCUGGCCACACCUGAAGAUCUCAACCACUGCUGAUGAUGCUGGCCACACCUGAAGAUCUCAACCACUCCUGAUGAUGCUGGCCACACCUGAAGAUCUCAACCACUCCUGAUGAUGCUGGCCACACCUGAAGAUCUCAACCACACCUGUGGAUUAAAAGACCUAAGUCCCCGAGAGAGACCAAAGGACAUAUGUGAAACACCUGAUGAUUUACCUGACCUGAUAUCAGAUUCAACCUGUGAAUGAAAAUACCUGAUCUCAGUGAAACCUUAGGAUGGGGGAAGUAUCUACCUGUUACCACCAGGUAACAUGGGGAUCCACUACCUGACGCCUCACCUGUGGGUGAAUGUCCCAGAGUCAUAGCUUCUAUUGCACUAACAUGGACUUCUGAGAGGAGAGGAGGAGCCGUUACUACUGAGAGAGACAUUCAAUCAUGCUGUUUAUCUGUGAGAGAGAGAUAGAGGCCAAGGACUGGAAGGUUGUAUAUCUCUCACCAUGUGUGUGUAUCUACUGUUGAAAGAGUUUCUUUAGGGGAAAAUGUGCACUGCUUGACCUAGAGGAAUGCUGUAUUCUAGAAUCCACAGCCUCUACUUAGCAUCGGUUACCCGGACGAUGUUUAGUUCUACAACAGAAGUGGGCAUUCACGAUGAAGACUGUUAGGAUCCGUCUGCAUCGCUGCCCCUCCACAUGGAGCAGCAUCGUGUGAAGAGACAGGACACAGACUAGUAUUCAGUUGUUUAAUCUUGUUGCCUGGUUUUCUGAACCUGAAUGCUUCUCGUGUAUUAGUGAACCAGCUCCUCAAGACCACUGUAAGACUAGCCUACCUUAGACGAUUAUAUUGAUUAGUAUGUACACACUGGCUAUACGGUGUAGCAUAUUGUGGGUCUACGUAUACACACGCCAUUUGUUACCGUGACCAUCCUAUAUUGUGAUGUGUAACUGACAUGGGGAGGGGGGGAAGAGUACAGCUGUACACACACUAAAUACUCCGUCACAUGGACGUGUGCUGACAUCCACUGGUUUAAAUGUUAACUAAACAUGAGCUGCUGGGCCCUGUUCCAAUACUUUAAAUCCUUAACUUCCAUCUUGCCUUGAAGGAAUCACUGACCAGGGUGGUUAAGGUUCAAAUACUAGUAAGGUCUGAUCAGUGGCCAAGGAAGGAUGCAUUUAAGUAUUGGAACAGGGCCAGACACUUCCUGUGAUGGUCAGUCACUUGUGAUUCCUUUCCACACGAGUUCAGUCUAGUCUUGUCUAUACCCGAUUAAGCUCUAUCCUAUUCCUGACCAGCUUUAUAGAUUUUCCCCCACGUUCCUUCAAUUCAAACUGAUUUAACUGCCAUGCAUGUGUAUAUUGUAACGGACGACAUGUAUUCAGAAGAUUCAUAUUUUAUCUGAUAGAUGCGUUUGUGUGCGAGAGAAAGUGUGCGUCAAGAGAAAAGCACAUUUUUAAAGCGUUGUAGAGGAAGACAGUUUUCACUUUGUAAAUAGUUUUACAGCUUUGUGAAGUCAUUGAGUUGAUGCCAUGUCUCAAAAUAAAGACCUCAAAAUGUUUGCCCUUUCGGGUCACUUCUGUUGAUAGGAAUCAAAAGUCGUACAGCUCAGUUGUGUUCUCGUUGCCCUGUUAAAGGAAUCCCCAAACAGUUACAUUACACCAGUGGAUGAGCUGGUUCAUGAACACCUCAAAACAAGCAGAGUGCAUUGGAUGAGCUGGUUCAUGAACACCUCAAAACAAGCAGAGUGCAUUGGAUGAGCUGGUUCAUGAACACCUCAAAACAAGCAGAGUGCAUUGGAUGAGCUGGUUCAUGAACACCUCAAAACAAGCAGAAUGCAUUGGAUGAGCUGGUUCAUGAACACCUCAAAACAAGCAGAAUGCAUUGGAUGAGCUGGUUCAUGAACACCUCAAAACAAGCAGAAUGCAU